This is a messenger RNA of Aspergillus viridinutans, 828 nucleotides long. RefSeq lists its product as uncharacterized. Bases 1 to 828 code for a protein of 275 amino acids. The transcript is spliced from 5 exons. The record is from RefSeq and is a predicted model, not a curated record. Lineage: Eukaryota; Fungi; Ascomycota; Eurotiomycetes; Eurotiales; Aspergillaceae.
AUGGUGAGUGGCCGGAGUGAGGCAAUUAUGGUGGUCACGGCCAUAUUCCUGGGGCUUUCUUUGAUCGCGGGCAGUUUGAGAUGUUUCGUUCGCUUUCGCUUGACUCAUGCCGCGGGCUGCGAUGACUACAUAAUGGUAGCUGCAAUGUUCUUCAAUAUCGGUUUCGGCACGUGUACUAUACUCGGCGCGACGUUUGGCAUGGGCAAGAAACUGGUUUACUUUGAGGAAUCGAUGGGGAACUUUCGCAAUGCCAUGCUGUGUUUCUGGCUUGGACAGCUCUUCUAUGUCGUUACUUCUGUCAUCGUACGAUUGUCAAUCACCAUCACCCUCGUGCGCCUCACGGUCGACAACCUCCACCGGAGCAUCCUGAGUGCCGCCACCGUGCUGUCCGUUGUCGCGGGGACCAUUUUCUUCUUCUUCACUAUCUUUGAGUGCACGCCUGUCACAUAUUACUGGAACCGAAUGACGGAAGAUGGCCACUGCAUGAACAUGGAUGGUCUCCUGGGAAUCGUCUACAUGUACAGUGCGGCUGCUGCGGUAUGCGACUUUACGAUUGGACUGCUACCCGCCUUCAUGAUUGGGAGGUUAAAGAUGGACCGACGUACGAAGACGGCCGUCAUUGGCAUUUUGUCUAUCGGAUGCGUUGCCAGCACCGCGGUCAUUGUUCGUAUCCCGUUUCUCCAUCUGUCAAAGAGUCCAGAAUUUCUAUACCAGACGACGCAGGUUUCAAUAUGGUCGAAUAUAGAGACAGGGCUGGGCAUCACAGCAGGGAGUUUAAUGACCGUGCGACCCUUUUUGCGGGCGAUUGGAUGGUUGCAUAUAGACUAA